Nanorana parkeri is the source of this 1929-nucleotide messenger RNA. RefSeq names its product amyloid beta precursor protein binding family B member 3 (gene APBB3). Gene Ontology annotation, biological process: regulation of DNA-templated transcription. Gene Ontology annotation, molecular function: transcription factor binding; amyloid-beta binding. Gene Ontology annotation, cellular component: cytoplasm; nucleus. NCBI's taxonomy places the organism in Eukaryota, Metazoa, Chordata, Amphibia, Anura, Dicroglossidae. Bases 287 to 1738 code for a protein of 483 amino acids. The transcript is spliced from 13 exons. The record is from RefSeq and is a predicted model, not a curated record.
UGCAACUCCCACUAACAGCUCACUCCUGCCUCUCCUCCCAGCCUCUGCUUCCCUCUUUCAUUAUUGCUUUUCUCCUGUCCAGUGCACAUUGUGCAUGUCAGUACCACAUCCCUCUCGCAGAUGGAUGCUGCUGACUUUUCUACUCUGUUUGCAGGCUGAUCUACGAAGGAGCUAAACACUCUCAACAUCUCUUCACCCGGCUUGGUAUAUUUUACCUAUCGCAUUGGCAUUUUGCAGAGGUCGGACACCUUCCUCCUGUUGUGACUGAAGCCCUGGCACUUUGAAGAUGCUGGGCAAGGAUUACAUGCUUGCUAUCAUUAUCGUUAAUUAUGACGAUAACCUUUGGAGUGACCAGAAUCUUGAGGCUGAUCCUGACCUUCCACCAGGAUGGAGAACAAUCCGAGAUUCCUCUGGCACCUAUUACUGGCAUGUGCCGACAGGAACCACUCAGUGGCAGCACCCGAUGUACAAUUCAGGAAUAUCCCAUAGUAUGAGUGCUAUUCAGGAAAAGAAAGUUCUUAGGACUUCAGUCAGUGAUGUUUCUUCAGCUCGGCCCUUUCCUGGAACAGCAUCUACAUCUGGCAGAAGGCUUUCAGUUCCAUGGCAUGAGGAUGAUUUAUUUUACAGUAUUAAUGAUCCAAGCUGUAAGAGCUUUGCAGUUCAUUGCCUGGGCUGGGUGGAAAUACCCGAAGAAGAUCUAGCACCUGGGAAGAGCAGUAUUACUGUUAACAAUUGUAUUCAACAGCUGGCCCAUACUAAAUGUGAUGGUAGUGACAUGUCACCAAAUGAAGGGGAAAAUAUGGUGAUGAUUUUGAAAAAAGAUACAAUGAGCUUGGUGGAUCCAUUAGAUCACAGUCUGAUUCACUCUCAACCCGUCAUCAACAUUCGAGUGUGGGGUGUUGGCUGCAAUAAUGGAAGGGACAGAGACUUUGCUUUUGUAGCUAAUGACAAGGAUACCUGCAUGCUGAAGUGUCAUGUAUUCCGUUGUGAUGUCCCAGCUAAAGCCAUUGCCAGUGCCCUCCAUGAUAUGUGUUCCAAGAUCAUGGCUGAAAGAGCUGUGGCCAAUAACACUAUCACUCGUUCUGUUACCUUAGAGACGAUCUCACCUGAAGACUUACCAGUGCAAGUUGAUAUUCUGGAUACUGUGCGGGAGUCCAUUCAGAAAUAUGAACUGUUUUUCAUUGGCAGCCUUCCCGUCUCAAAGCCGAUGGGGAUGGAUGUACUGAAUGAUACCAUAGAAAACAUAAUCAGCACCACACUUAGGGAAAACUGGACAGCUGCUGUCAUUGAGGUGACUGACAGAACAGUGACUGUUCAACGGAGAGAGGUUCCCGAAGAAGAGUCUGUCUGGCAAUGCUCAGUUCGAUAUGUGACAUUUAUGGGUAUUGGGAAAGAUCCUCAUACAUUUGCAAUGAUCGUGGAUGUAGGCACACAGUGUUUCCAGUGCACAGUAUUUUGGUGUGAGCCAGAUGCUGGACAUGUCUCUGAGGCAGUACAGGCUGCAUGUAUGGUUCAAUAUCAAAAAUGUGUGGUAGCAUCAUCAUCAAGAAUGAAGUCCAAAGGUGGAAAUGGCAAAUCCCUUCUGAAAAUAAAGAGGACUGCAUCUGUGGACUCCCCAAUCUCUCCUUUCAACUCAUCAGGCCACUCUCUUCAGAAAAACGGGGGGACAAGUAAAAGAAGAGGAGUCAUGGCUUUCUUUGAAUCAUUUAAGCAGAAACAUGUCCGGCAUACCUCUUAGACUAGGACAGAGAUACAGGGAAGAUAUCUUUUUUAUUUAUUUUUGCCUGUUUUAUAGAUAUUUUAGAAAGUUUGUUCUUUCUGUAACAACCAACGGUUGUUUACUAUAAUGUAAUUCUGGGAUAAUUUCAGAUGCUGAAAUUCUGCUGUGCUAUAUCAGGAAGAUACCAUAACCAGGUUGAGUUAUUUGAC